Messenger RNA from Carassius carassius (crucian carp), 1798 nucleotides. It is a transcript of the gene sparta, whose product is annotated as spartin a. Gene Ontology annotation, cellular component: plasma membrane. The transcript has 7 exons. Bases 17 to 1711 code for a protein of 564 amino acids. Gene Ontology annotation, biological process: negative regulation of BMP signaling pathway; cell division. The record is from RefSeq and is a predicted model, not a curated record. Lineage: Eukaryota; Metazoa; Chordata; Actinopteri; Cypriniformes; Cyprinidae.
GUUUCUUGGCAUUGCAAUGGAGUCACCAGAACCGGCUGAAAUCCGCGCUAUUCGUGAGAACUAUAAAAAAGCCCUGCAGUGCCUGAACUCGGGGCUUCAGUAUGAUGAGGUGGGAAAUAAGGGCCAAGCUCUACUUCUGUACAAACUGGGCAGGCGGCAUCUUCUCAGAGGGCUCGGGGUGAACACGCAUGGUGAGCGCUGCGUAGGACGCCACUGGGUCUCCGCGCGUCAGAUGCAGCAGAGGAUGAGCGAGACUCUGAGCACCAUCACUGAUCGUCUCGGGGUGCUUGAGUCCACAGCGAGCUCGGAUCAGCGCCUUUAUCCGACCCUUCCUGUCGUUACCACCAGAGCACCUGUCUCCGCUUCAGGGGGGGCCUCAGCUCAUCCUGCCUCCCCCACGGCGGGCUCCACUGCACCUGCUGAACUUCCACCAGCGUACUCUCCACAACCGACAGAAGGGCAUCUGUCACUCUCUCAUGGAGGCAACGUGCCAUUUCAAGCUGCUCCGAACCAGACAGCCCAACGCCAGUCGUUUGCCCCAGUCAAUCUUAGAGAGGCUGGCAUGGAGAUUUUGUUCUUGCCCAGUGGGGCGCAGAUGUUCUUCGUUUCUGCCGAGGGUCAUGUCAGUGCCCCUUCUUAUCCAGGGUACUUACGAAUAAUCAUAUACAACAGCCAGAACGGCAAUGCCAGCUAUGCCCCAGCAUACCUACAGGUUUGUGAUUGGAUCUACCCGCUGUACCCAGACUCACCAGUCUUUCUUAGUAACAAAGGUGUGUUCACAUUUCCCGAUACCACCGCAGCAGUGCCGGGGUCCUAUGUUGGGGUGGUGCUGUCCUCCGAGCUGCCUGCAGCAGACAGGCAUCUGUUCCAGGAACAGCUGUCAGCACUGGCACAGCUCAGGGUCCAGGGAGACGAAGGACAAGGUGGCGCUACAGGAAAAGACAUUAACCUGAGUGGGAAGGUUCCUCCUUCAGAAAUGGCUGUAAUCCAAACACCAGGACCUGAGGAUAAAACUGUUCCUGUUUGGAGUGAAAAAAUGUCUCGGGGGAUUUUAGCAGGGACCUCCUGGCUGGGUCGGGGGCUUGAGCGAGGAGCUGAAGCUACUGGUAAAGCCAUCCAGAAAGGAGGAACUAAGCUACGGGAAAACAUCACUCCAGAGGAGACUCCAGCAGAGGUCAGCCCCAAGGUCACCAAAGGCCUAAAUGCAGCCAAGCAGGCCACAGGGGGUGCUGUGAAAGUCAGCCAAUUUCUAGUGGAUGGUGUUGCUGCUGUAGCUGGUAGAGUUGGGAAAGAAGUUGCUCCACACGUGAAAAAACAUGGUAGUAAAAUCAUCCCAGGAUCCCUCAAGAAACGUAAAGAAGGCUGCUCCAACAUGGAUGGAGCCAAGCUAGUGGCAGGAAGCAGCAUACAAGGUUUGUCAACUCUCUGGACAAGCCUGGAAACAGCAGCAAAGACUAUUGGCAAAAGCAUAACUUCAGAGACUGUGACUACUGUGAAGCACAAGUAUGGAGACGAGGCAGGACAAGCUGCAGACACUGCAGUCCAGUCUGCUGUCAAUGUAGGUGUCACAGCAUUUAAUUUGGACAACUUUGUAAUCAAGGGUGUACUGAAGAGCACAGGCAAAAACACUGCAAAAGCACUGGAGAAAGACAGCUCAGGAGGAGAAGGAACCGUGAAGAAAGAAAAGCCACCUAAGGAUGAGAGGAAAUGAUAAAUGAUUAGCUGUCAGUUAACUUAUGUACAUUCUUGUAGCAAAAAAACUAUCGUUUUGUAUUGAUAAUGAGAUUGAUAUUAUACU